UGGCAGCUGGGCCGGGCGCUGUGCCAGGUGUGGAUCGCCUUCGACGUCCUGUGCUGCACGGCCAGCAUCUGGAACGUGACGGCCAUCGCCCUGGACCGCUACUGGUCCCUCAGCCGCCACCUGGAGUACACCCUGCGUGCCCGUCGCCGCAUCUCCAACGCCAUGAUCGCCCUCACUUGGGCCCUCUCCGCUGUCAUUGCCCUGGCUCCGCUGCUCUUCGGCUGGGGCGAGACCUACUCCGAGGGCAACCAGGAGUGCCAGGUCAGCCAGGAGCCCUCCUACACAGUCUUUUCCACCUUCGGCGCCUUCUACCUGCCGCUCUGUGUCGUGCUCUUUGUCUACUGGAAGAUCUACAAGGCUGCCAAGUUUCGCAUUGGAUCUCGAAAGAGCAACUCCAUCACCCCCAUCGCACCAGAAGGCCUAGAGGUGAAAGAGGCCUCCCAGCAAUCCCAGAUGGUCUUCACAGUCCGCCAUGCCACUGUUACCUUCCAGACAGAUGGAGACACAUGGAGAGAGCAGAAGGAGAAGAAAGCUGCUCUCAUGGUGGGAAUCCUUAUUGGGGUCUUUGUACUGUGCUGGAUCCCCUUCUUCAUCACUGAACUCAUCAACCCUCUCUGCUCCUGUGACAUCCCACCCAUUUGGAAAAGUAUUUUUCUAUGGCUUGGCUAUUCUAAUUCCUUUUUUAAUCCACUGAUCUAUACAGCUUUCAACAAAAACUACAACAAUGCCUUCAGGAACCUUUUCUCCAGACAGCACUGAGCAGCAAGCAGGAAAAGGAAGGAAAUCCCUUCUUCUCCAGCAACCUCAUCACCUUCCCUACUUGGCAGAUUCUCUACAGACUGGGGAAUGCUGAAAGAAACUUAUCAGCCACAGAGAUCACCAUAAUGAUUUACUGUGGUCAUAAAAGAUUGCCUCUGAAAUUCAGCAGCCCUCAGAGACUGCCCACACCUACUUUCCCACUCUCUAAGCCAGUCUCCAUUGCCUGCUGUUUUGUAAACUGCACACAAGGGCUUGUGGUGUCUUGGCAGUAUCCUUUUCCAGCAUGUGGUUGACAUCACCCUCUCUUCAGUGAUGUCACUCAGGCACAGUUUGGUUGCAAGAGCUUGAGAGAGAAGCCCAUCUGACUCAAAAGGGUUUUGAAGCCCAAUGCCUGCUUUGCUGCUCUUUGCAUCUUAGAACUCUUAAUGUGCAUAUUCCUAUAUGCAAAGCUAGACUCCUUUUAGCAGCAGCUGUUUUACUGAAAAACUUUUUCAGAGGUGAAGAAUGGAAUUUGUGUUGCAAACACAGAUUCGUUCUAACUCUAAAAAUCUUAUUUCCUAUUGUGAAUCCUUCAACGAUGAGAUGUUUGCUAUUGGAUUCUGUGUAGCAAGCUUUUCUGUAUUUUCUAGUUGUGGAAGCUUAAUUUGUUAUGUGCAAUGGAGUGAAUGAAAGGAAUGCAUAAUUUAAAACAUCUGUUUCAUGUGCCUGAUUUAGUUACAAAAUACACAGGUGUUCCUUGGCUGCAAAUGUUUAAACUUAAUGUCUGUGUUAGACAAAGGAAGUUACCAUAAUUCAUGGAUGCAUUUUAAUUGCCUUUUCUGUAAUCGUUUAAGCAAAUAUAUUUCAACAUGCACAUUAGUUCAAAGCUGCGUUUUUCAUUCUAGAUAGGCACAAUACCGUUCCCACUGAAGUCAAAGGAAAGGCUCCAACUGAUUUCAGUGGGAGUUAGAUUGGUCAC
Messenger RNA from Pelodiscus sinensis (Chinese soft-shelled turtle), 1717 nucleotides. The record is from RefSeq and is a predicted model, not a curated record. NCBI's taxonomy places the organism in Eukaryota, Metazoa, Chordata, Testudines, Trionychidae.